Messenger RNA from Drosophila busckii, 1949 nucleotides. RefSeq names its product pre-mRNA-splicing factor Slu7 (gene Slu7). Gene Ontology annotation, biological process: mRNA splicing, via spliceosome. Gene Ontology annotation, cellular component: spliceosomal complex. NCBI's taxonomy places the organism in Eukaryota, Metazoa, Arthropoda, Insecta, Diptera, Drosophilidae. The transcript is spliced from 4 exons. Bases 201 to 1934 code for a protein of 577 amino acids. The record is from RefSeq and is a predicted model, not a curated record. Gene Ontology annotation, molecular function: pre-mRNA 3'-splice site binding.
GAUAUCCUAAAAUUAUGUUGGCAGCCCUACCCAAUAGGCACGUUAAUGAGUAUUAUCUGGAAUAAUAUUGUGAAAGCGGUCAACAAUAAGUGCGAGCGAGAUGCAAGAUCACAAUUGAGAACGUUUAGAAAUUGUUUGCAUUGCUGCUGUAUUUGUAUUUUUAUAAAUAAAUAAGUGUUCGACGGCAUAAAAGCUUAAAAAUGAGUUCGGGGCCGAUGCGAACGCCCGUGUCACAGAUCAUCCACAGCAAGGAUGUUCAGGAUGCGGAAGAGGAGCCCAAGAAAAAGUCUCGGGAAGAUUGGCGUAAGGCCAAGGAGCUGGAAGAGGCUCGAAAGGCGGGUACUGCACCUGCCGCGGUGGAUGAGGAGGGUCGGGAUAUAAACCCACACAUACCGCAGUAUAUUUCGAAUGCCCCGUGGUAUUACGGCUCUCUGGGACCCACACUUAAGCAUCAGCGGCCGCAGCACGAGGAUGAGCAAGGUCAAUUAGACAACAGAGCGCCUAAGGGACUGGACACGAGUAAAGUUGUGACCAAGUUUCGAAAAGGAGCCUGUGAAAAUUGUGGGGCAAUGACGCAUAAAAAGAAAGACUGCCUGGAAAGGCCGCGCAAAGUGCAGGCCAAAUACGCCGAGUCCAUUGUGGUGCACGAUGAGCAUAUUGUGCGCGAUGCCUCGAUUAACUACGAUGAGAAACGAGAUCGCUGGAGCUCCUACGAUCCGUCCAAUCAUCGUGAAAUCAUCGAGGAGUACGAAAAAGUGGAAGAGGCAAAACGACAACUUAAGGCAGAAAAGUUAAAGAAUGAUCCGGAUGCCGAAAUUUCCGAUGAGGAAGGCAAUGAAGAUAAAUAUGUGGAUGAGGUGGACAUGCCGGGUACUAAAGUGGACUCCAAGCAGCGCAUUACAGUGCGUAAUCUGCGUAUACGUGAAGAUACUGCAAAAUAUUUGCGUAAUUUGGAUCCUAAUUCGGCGUACUAUGACCCUAAGACACGCUCUAUGCGAGACAAUCCCAACCCUGCAAUGCCAGCGGAAGAAUGCGAAUUUGCGGGCGAAAACUUUGUGCGAUUUUCCGGAGACACUACAGCUCAGGCCACAGCGCAAUUGUUUGCUUGGGAGGCGCACGGCAAAGGUGUUGAUGUGCAUCUACUAGCUGAGCCAACAAAACUGGAACUGCUGCAAAAGGAGUAUGAGCAAAAGAAGGAGCAAUUUAAAUCUAGCACAAAAACGAAUAUUGUGGAAACAUAUGGCGGCGAGGAGCAUCUACAGGCGCCGCCCAAAUCAUUAUUGCUGGCCCAGACAGAGGAGUAUAUUGAGUACUCGCGCAGCGGCAAGGUAAUCAAAGGCAUUGAGAAGCCCAAGGCACGCAGUAUAUAUGAGGAGGAUGUGUACAUUAACAACCACACUACCAUAUGGGGCAGCUUUUGGAAUGCCGGCCGCUGGGGCUAUAAGUGUUGCAAAUCCUUUAUCAAGAACUCGUACUGUGUGGGCAUGCAGGAGCCAGAGGGCUACUCUGAGCAGCAGCAGCAGCAUGCCACAAGCUCAAGUGUGUCAACAGCCUUGCCUACGGUUGAAGCUGUGCAGCCAGAAACAGCUGACGUGAAUACCGAAAAGACGUCUGAAGUGGAUUCAGCGCCAAGCUCAGAAGAAUCGUCUGAAGAAGAUGAGCCCGUGAAAGAAAGCAAAAAGUCAAAAAAGAAAUCUAAAAAGCGUGAAAAGAAAAAGAAGGCCAAGGAACAACGCAAGGAGAAAAAGAAGCACAAGGCGGCCAAGGAGAAAGUGGCAACGCAGCCUCGAUCCAAAGAUCGUUCUGAUGAAAUUGACGAUCGCAAGCGGCCCUACAACAGCAUGUACGAUGUGAAGGCACCCACCGAAGACGAAAUCGAGGAAUGGAAAAAGAAACGCACUCGCACUGAAGAUCCCAUGUUGCAAUUCUUAUAAAUGUAAAUACUAUAG